GUCACGCUCGCCGGCGGCCAAGAAGUCGAACACCAACGCGAGCGAGCUCGAUCGCCGGCGGCCAAGAAGACGACCGACCGAUCGAUCGACGUGAUCAUCAUGAGGAAGUCAUCCAAGGAGCUGGACUACGUGCUGGUGCCGAUGGGGCUGGCUGUCAUGGUGGCCUACCACGCGUGGCUCCUCCUCCGCAUCCGGCGGCGGCCGGCGACCACCGUGAUCGGCAUCAACGCCAUCAACCGCCGCAUCUGGGUGCGCCACGUCAUGGAGGAGCCGUCGGGGAAGCACGCCGUGCUGGCGGUGCAGACGAUGCGGAACAGCAUCAUGGCCUCCACCGUGCUCGCCUCCGUCGCCAUCACCCUCAGCUCCCUCGUCGCCGCGCUCAUGGCCAGCGGCGUCGCGCACACCAUCCUGUCCUCCGGCGGCGGCGACGGUGGAGGCGAGCUCCUCGUCGGCGCCACCGGCGAGACGGCGCUGUCCGUCAAGUUCUUCGCCAUCCUCGUCUGCUUCCUCGUCGCCUUCCUCCUCAACGUGCAGUCCAUCCGGUACUACAGCCACACCGGCUUCCUCGUCAACGUGCCGCUGCACGCGCACCGCCGCCGCCGCCGCCCGGGGCUCGCCGUCGACUACGUCACCGACACGCUCAACCGCGGCAGCUACUUCUGGUCCCUCGGCGUCCGCGCCUUCUACUUCUCGUGCCCCGUCUUCCUCUGGCUCUUCGGGCCCAUCCCCAUGUUCGCCGCCUGCCUCCUCAUGGUCUGCGGCCUCUACUUCCUCGACAUGUACACGGAGUGGGAGAAGCCGGAGGAGGAAGACGACCUCAACGGCGGCGACGUCGACGCCAAGACGGCGGCCGCCGGCGCCGGCAGGGUGAUGCCUCAGCAAGACGUCGUCUGAAUCAUCUCUGCAUGCAGAUGGUCUUCAUUCAACAGCUCGUUGAAUCAAGAUUAAUUAAUCAAUUAAUUAGUGCAUCUACUGUAUCAGAAAUAAAUCGUCCUACCUAGGAUUCAAUUUCUCGUUGAAUCCAGGAUUUGUGUCGACAAAUUCGAAACAAAAACGCUUCAAAUCAAUGUCAUAUAGUACCACAACCGUAUAUGCACUGUACGGCUUAUUAGCGAUCAAAACAAAUUAUUUAUAAACAAAACUUUUAUACAUACGUCGUUAC
Oryza brachyantha (malo sina) is the source of this 1162-nucleotide messenger RNA. RefSeq lists its product as uncharacterized. NCBI's taxonomy places the organism in Eukaryota, Viridiplantae, Streptophyta, Magnoliopsida, Poales, Poaceae. The transcript has a single exon. Bases 100 to 894 code for a protein of 264 amino acids. The record is from RefSeq and is a predicted model, not a curated record.